UUCCAAAUUCUCUGAAUUUCUAAAACCCUAAACAAAUCCAGAGAGAGAGAGAGAGAGAGAUGGAUGUUGAACAAGCAGGUUCUUCUCUCGAUUCGUUGAUAUCCUCAUUCAACACGCGCGUAGCAGAGCUUCAAGAACUUGUCAUUGCUCGUAACAUGUACCCAGCAAGCAGCGUCACUGAUUUAUCGGCGGUCGACACGGCAUUGAAGGCCAUGGAGCUUCAGGUCCAGCAUAUCAAAGAUCGCUUGCGUGAAGAGACAGAAGCCAUCCCCAAAGCCAAAAAACUCAUUGAGGCGUCACUGCGGCAGCAAAAGAAAUUGCAGAGCAUGUCUGUUUAUGUUCCUUCCCAUAUGCCUGAAAGAAUGACUCUUAUAAAUCAGGAAUCCAGUAAAUGUCUGCUGCCAGAAACAUCAAAACAAGAAAUUGGUAUCCGGUCAUUGAAUUUUGAGGAGCCUGCAAUAUUACCCAAAGAGAAAAAGGGUCGUGCCCCCCCACCAUUGUGCUACGUCACUUCUGAAGAGCUGGAUUCCUUAUCAUCAUACAUGAGAGGAAGGCUCACUCUAGACAAGAUCAAUGCAGCUAUUAAUGACAUGUCAACUUAUGCCGAAGCAAAUGCUCAACUUAUCACAGCCCCAAGAAAGAAGUUGACAGAAAAUAUGUUGGACAGAGCUCUGGAAUUACGAGAGAUCGCCACUACAGAAGGAGUGAAGGGCAAACACUUUUUCCUAGAAACUGACAUGAAAGGGCCUUCAAUGAAGCUUGACAACACUGGAAAAGCAAUACUAACUGUCCUUCGUCACCUUGGUAGGAUAAGCGAGACACGGAUUGGGCAUCACCGUGUGAUCAUUCUUUUAAAGCCUCAAUGAACGGCCAUGCUUCCACAAAUAUUAUACAAGUGAAUGUCUGCUUUCUUUCUGUUUUCUAAUUUUGUUUCUUUUUCCAGAAACUGUUAGCUAUGACUUUACAUAAGGGAAUGUAACCUGAACUAGUUAAAGUGCAGAAAAGCCAUGUAUGUGGAAGCUCCCUUUGAAGUUGAACACAAUAAAAUUGUAUUAACUUUUUGGAAGACAUAAGAGAAAUGUAUGCUUCCUUUGGGAUGUAAGUUGGCUUUUUGACUUUUUAAUUAUUUUAGCUUGGAGUUAAGUCUCGUUUAUGAGGUA
Camellia sinensis is the source of this 1160-nucleotide messenger RNA. RefSeq names its product spindle/kinetochore-associated-like protein. Gene Ontology annotation, biological process: mitotic cell cycle; chromosome segregation; cell division. Gene Ontology annotation, molecular function: microtubule binding. Lineage: Eukaryota; Viridiplantae; Streptophyta; Magnoliopsida; Ericales; Theaceae. The record is from RefSeq and is a predicted model, not a curated record. Gene Ontology annotation, cellular component: outer kinetochore; mitotic spindle; spindle microtubule.